AUGCCCAGAGCCGGACUACGCUCUGCGGGGAGCUCGAAGAGUGCGCAGAGCCAGCGACGGGCACAUGACGAUGCUGCACAAACCGUCAAUGACAUUGAAGCUCCACUUUCCGACCCGAUCAAGGGCAUUCGCUCCAUGCAAAACGAGCUGGCCGAUCUCAGGAAGAAAAACGGUUUUCUACGACAUGAACUGGAAAGACUGCACGAGGAGGAAGAAAGGUCCAUCCAGCCACGGAAAGGCAAGGCCGCCGGGCCAAGCAAUGCAGCUCUCAGGACACAGGUGCAAACUCUGAAGGCGGAGAUCAAGAAGUUGGAGAAGGGCCGGCGAAACGACAAGAAACGUAUCCGCCAGCUCCAGAAUCGAGAGAUCAAGCGCGAUGCGGAGGAACUCGAAGACGAUGUCCUUCACCAAGAUGCCGAUGAUACUGUGCAUACAAUGCGCAAGCUCUUACGCCGUUUUGAGGAGCUUAUGGCGUCUAAUACCCUGGACGGCGACAAGGAGGAAUGCGCAAUAUGCAUGGAGCCCCUCGUGGGUGGCAAAUGUGCUACCCAGCAGUGGGACGCUUUGCUCGAGGUUGCCAAACGUUGGGCGAGCAUCGAUAGGAGACGAGAGCUUGACACCAGCGAGGAAGAAGCCGAGGAAGCGUUCAUCAACGACGAGUACAGCGACCUGACGGAAGUCGGAGAAGAGGAGUCUCAUCCGUCCACGCCUGCGCACCGCGAGGGCACGGAGGAACGGGAUCUCGAGGGCUCGACCUCGUCACAUAGGCUUCGUCGAGGCUCCAAUGCAGAAGAAGUCUCCGAUCCUGCGUCUGCUACCGACGCCGUGCUUCCGUUGCCUGUGCAAGGAAGAGGCCGGCCCUCGACGCCUCCUCCCGUGGCCGCUGCAGGAGCGCUGCCUCCUACCCCGACCUCAGCUCCGCGGAGGACGCGGGCAGCUACAAUAUUGACCGGCUCUGCUAGUCGGAGUGCUUCACCACUAUCGGAGCUCUCGGAGAUGACCGCCGCCCCGCAGACUGCCACAUAUUCAGAGGCUCCUCGAGACGCAAAGAGGAAGCGCAUGCAAGAACUGGCGGCUGCUCGGGCGAGCAAGCGACGUUUAUCAUAG
Punctularia strigosozonata HHB-11173 SS5 is the source of this 1107-nucleotide messenger RNA. RefSeq lists its product as uncharacterized. The coding region runs from base 1 to 1107 and encodes 368 amino acids. NCBI's taxonomy places the organism in Eukaryota, Fungi, Basidiomycota, Agaricomycetes, Corticiales, Punctulariaceae. The transcript has 7 exons. The record is from RefSeq and is a predicted model, not a curated record.